AUGUUUGAAAUUGUUCAACACAACGAGAGGCUGAUGAAAAGAAGAGUUAUUGAUAAGUUGGUGAUACGUGAGUGCCUUUCUCACGAUUACAAAUUCGUUGUCAAGGUGAAAUGCGAUGAAGAAGAAGUAGAUAGUUACUUGGUGAAAGAUCAAAGACGAUUCAAGAGGCUUCCUAGGAGACCAGCCGUCAAGCGACAUCAUCCUGAACAUCGUAUUGGUUCAAUUUUUUCGCUGAUUUCGAGAUGCCUCAGCAAUUUGCUCAAAGACGCUAUUGUUGGAUACCUGCGGAUCACAAUGGUCGGUUGA
Messenger RNA from Cooperia oncophora, 306 nucleotides. The record is from the annotation of a GenBank genome assembly. Lineage: Eukaryota; Metazoa; Nematoda; Chromadorea; Rhabditida; Trichostrongylidae.